AUACUUGUUGUGACUAAUUAGACCGCCUGUAUUUGCGUCUUCUCAAAGAGGGGGGGCAAAUAUGGCGAAACAAAAAAUUGCAGUGAUCAGCGUUUGUUCGAUUUUGUUGUUAGCCAUGGUGGUUGCCGUGACUUUCACCUCGAGCGGCGAGAAUAGUGAGAAUAGUGAUGAUACUAAUACCAAAAGCGCAAUGGGAGUAACGACGUCCCAGAAGGCAAUUAAAGACAUUUGUCGCCCUGCGGAUUUUAAAGAGACUUGUGAAACGAAGCUGACCGCUGAGGCUGGCAAUACCACGGACACGAAGGAUUUGAUUAAGGCUGCUUUUAGAGUUACUGAGAAAGAAAUACGCGAAGCGAUGCAGAAGUCUCCUACUAUUCAGAAUGCUGCGAAAGAUCCAAGUACGGCUGAUGCAUUUAAGAUAUGUAAGGAGGUUUUGGGGAAUGCUAUUGAUGAUCUGUAUCGGUCUUUUGAGAAAUUUAAUAUUUCGGAUAUUGAGAAGUGGGAUGAUUAUGCUUUUGAUCUUAAGAUAUGGUUGUCGGGAACUGUGGCAAUGCAAGAGACUUGUUUGGAGGGGUUUAAGGACACAGAAGGUGAUUCGGGAAAGAAAAUGGCGGAGUUGUUAGAGACGUCGAAAGAGCUGACAGUUAAUGCACUGGCUAUUAUAGAUGAUCUGUGCAAAGCCUAUGAGAAGUUAACUACAGGAUCUAAACGGAAACUUCUUUCUGUUGAGGAGUGCGUCGUUGAGGGGAGGCGGGAGCUUCUUUCUAACAGAAAAUACGGUGUUGAGGAGACCGUAUACACAAGGCGCACUCUCCAGCAGUCUCUUGGGGCACCUGUCGGGGCUCCAGCUGGGGCGUCUGGACCAGCUGCCGGGGCCCCGGCUGCUGGAGCACCUACUGGGGCGUCUGGACCAGCUGCUGCUGGAGCACCAGCUACCGGGGCGUCUGGACCAGCUACUGGGGCACCAGCUACUGGGGCAUCUGGACCAGCUGCUGGGGCAUCUGGACCAGCUGCCGGGGCCCCAGCUGCGGGAGCACCAGCUGCUGGGGCGUCUGGACCAGCUGUCGGGGCCCCAGCUGCUGGAGCACCUGCUGGGGCCCCAGUUGCUGGAGCACCUGCCGGGGCAUCUGGACCAGCUUCUGGAGGAACUGCUUCACCUUUUGGUUCACCUACCGGGGCACCUGCAGGGGCACCUUCUUCAAUUCAUUCACCUACUGGGGCACCAGAAGUUGUGCCGGUGGUGGCCGCACCCCCGGCUCCACCUCCAGACCUAACGCAACCUAAUGCUGUUGUUGCUCAGGACGGUUCAGGAACCUUUAAAACUAUAGAUGCAGCCCUGCAGGCUAUGCCUCCCGGGAAUACAAAGCGCUAUGUUAUUCAUGUCAAAGCUGGCGUUUACCAAGAAUACAUUCGAAUCAACAACACACAGACCAAUGUUGUAUUGGUUGGUGAUGGACCAACGCAAACCAAAAUUACUGGUAACAAGAGCGUUAUUCUCGAUCAUCUCAAGACAUAUCAUACAGCAACCGUCGGAGUUGAUGGAUUUGGAUUUGUUGCCAGAGACAUAGGCUUUGAGAACACUGCAGGAACGGGAGGGGAACAAGCUGUUGCGCUACGUGUUUCCUCUGAUCAAGCCGCCUUUUACAACUGCAAAAUUGAUGGUUUCCAAGACACUCUCUACGCUCAUGUCCACCGUCAAUACUAUCGUGAUUGUACCAUCUCAGGCACAAUUGAUUUCAUCUUCGGAGACGCUGCAGCACUCUUCCAGAACUGCACCCUUGUGGUCAGAAAACCAGGUGUAAACCAGGCCAACAUGGUCACAGCUCAAGGCCGUAAAUUUGAUUACGAGCCUACCGGAUUUGUCCUCCAAAACUGUAAAUUCACAGGAGAGCCUGAUUACUUAGCUGCUGCUGCAACAUUCAAAUCCUACCUCGGGAGGCCCUGGAAAGAUUACGCAAAAACAAUGGUUUUGUACUCAAAUAUUGAAUCUGUAAUCGAUCCUACAGGCUGGCAACCAUGGCCACCAAAUCUAUACAUUGACACUUGCUGGUAUGCUGAAUUCGGGAACACUGGACCUGCUGCAGCUACUACGAGCAGAGUAACAUGGCAAGGUAUUAAGCAUGUUGCAAAGGAAGAAGCUGAAACUUACGUACCAGGAAAAUUCCUUCGAGGCGACGACUGGAUUCCUGCAACUGGGGUGCCGUAUACUUCUGGGGUCAUGCCGGCUGCCUGAUAGUUUAUAAUGCCUUAACGGAAUUAUGUACAUAGAUUGUUCCCAGAGUACUCAGAACAUCUGAGACCAAGUUUUGUGUGGAAAAUUUGUGGCCAACAUUACAACUAUGUUGUGCUUAAAUUCCAUCUUAGCUUGUGCCAACUUGUAACAAGUUGGUGUAUACUGUAUAUUAGUGUUAGGAACAUUUUCAUUUUCCCCUUUUAUUCAUCAAUUAUGUAUAAUAAUUGUAUAAAUAUAUAAAACACAGUUUUGCAAGUCCC
This is a messenger RNA of Daucus carota subsp. sativus, 2493 nucleotides long. Its product is annotated as probable pectinesterase/pectinesterase inhibitor 21. The record is from RefSeq and is a predicted model, not a curated record. Gene Ontology annotation, molecular function: pectinesterase activity; pectinesterase inhibitor activity. The coding region runs from base 62 to 2233 and encodes 723 amino acids. NCBI's taxonomy places the organism in Eukaryota, Viridiplantae, Streptophyta, Magnoliopsida, Apiales, Apiaceae. Gene Ontology annotation, biological process: cell wall modification. The transcript has 2 exons.